This is a messenger RNA of Gigantopelta aegis, 979 nucleotides long. Its product is annotated as retinal homeobox protein Rax-like. Gene Ontology annotation, molecular function: DNA-binding transcription factor activity, RNA polymerase II-specific; RNA polymerase II transcription regulatory region sequence-specific DNA binding. Lineage: Eukaryota; Metazoa; Mollusca; Gastropoda; Neomphalida; Peltospiridae. The transcript has 4 exons. The record is from RefSeq and is a predicted model, not a curated record. Gene Ontology annotation, biological process: regulation of transcription by RNA polymerase II. Bases 1 to 870 code for a protein of 289 amino acids.
AUGGCUACUCUUGCAGAACAGCGAGUGCCUACCACGGACGACCGGGACAAGAGAAAGUGCGACGACUUCACGAGUCUCUACAACAUGGACCCCAGCACGAGCGCACGUGCACUCUCAGACCCCACAGGCCACGAAGGAGCGUUCAAGAAGCUAAAGACGGAGGGCAACUCCCCGGGCCUCUCGCCUCUAUCAUCUACACCGCUGUCGUCGUCGACGUCGUCUAGCGUCAACUCCAUACUGGGGUCGUGUUCCACCCCCAACAACAACCCGUCGACGACGACGUGCCCCACACCGGCCAGGAGACGUCACCGCACGACGUUCACGCAGGAGCAGCUUCGCGAGCUGGAGACGGCGUUCUCCAAGAGUCACUACCCAGACAUCUACUGUAGGGAGGAACUGGCUCGAGUUACCAAGCUCAACGAAGCUAGGAUACAGGUCUGGUUUCAAAAUCGACGAGCUAAAUACCGGAAACAGGAGAAGCAGCUGGCCAAGUCACUUUCCCCUGUGAUCCCGACAUGCAACGGCAUGAUGCGGAACAUCUACCCAACGAACACCCGACCCUACGCCUACCCGUCGCCAGGCAACAUGAACAUGAACAUGAACAUGAACUCGAUGGCGCGCUACCCUCAGAUGAACAGCUCGUAUUCCCCGGCCAUGGCGCAGUUCUCCAGCAUGGGCUCCAUGCAGGCCUCCAACAUGGCGAUGGCCAUGCCGAGACAGGUGCAACAGUUCCCCAUGACCGCGGACUAUAACUUACAGGAAACACCGGAAGACGAUUGGUACAACAAGAGUCUGACUGCACUGCGCAUGAACAACGCCCAUCCAGGAUCUCUGUCAAAUUCUGUACUCCAGUACCAGACGCAAGUCUAGUGGACAAACUCGAUUCAUUUCUCAAAAAGACUGCUUGUGCCAAACGUAACACAGUGCUCAUCACAUCAAGUAAAGUUUGGCUCUGGGAGCCGUUUUAAAAAUUAGCAUA